Messenger RNA from Penicillium waksmanii, 1275 nucleotides. Its product is annotated as putative extracellular exo-polygalacturonase. The coding region runs from base 1 to 1275 and encodes 424 amino acids. The transcript is spliced from 3 exons. Gene Ontology annotation, molecular function: polygalacturonase activity. The record is from RefSeq and is a predicted model, not a curated record. Gene Ontology annotation, biological process: carbohydrate metabolic process. NCBI's taxonomy places the organism in Eukaryota, Fungi, Ascomycota, Eurotiomycetes, Eurotiales, Aspergillaceae.
AUGCGGGGUCUCCAAAUUUCUGCCGCCGUGCUUCAUCUGGGGUUGUUGUUGUCGCCUGUUCUCGCGGCAGUGACAAGCUCAGGUCCGAAAAUUUGCACCGUCAAGGCAAAUGGAAAUAAAAAAGACGAUGUUCCUAAUAUCCUCAAAGCCUUCCAUAAAUGUGGACAUGGGGGCAAGGUUGUAUUCCCCGAGGAUCAGUCUUACUGGAUUGCGACUCGGUUGAACCCCGUCCUGAAAAAUGUGGAGAUUGAAUGGCGAGGAGAAUGGACCUUUUCUGAUGACCUUGAUUAUUGGAGAAAUAAUUCCUAUCCCGUCGCGUUCCAGAAUCACGCCGCAGGGUUCAUCAUUUCCGGGAAUAAUAUCAAAAUCAACGGACAUGGGACCGGGGGUAUUGACGGCAAUGGAAAUGCUUGGUAUACCGCCGAGGCUGGUAAUACUCAGCCAGGAAGGCCGAUGCCCUUUGUAUUUUGGAAUGCGUCCGAAGUGAGUGUGGACAACUUCCACAUCAAGAACCCGCAACUAUGGAGCUUGAAUAUCAUGAACGGCAAGAACAUGCGCUUCAACAAUAUCUACGUCAAUGCAACCGCCGUCGAUGCGCCAUACGGUGAUAACUGGGUGCAGAACACCGAUGGUUUUGAUACGAUGGAUGUAGAUAACGUCGAGCUCACCAACCUAAUCUACCAAGGCGGAGAUGACUGCAUCGCGAUCAAGCCACGCUCCUACAAUGUCAACAUUCGAAACGUUACUUGUCGUGGCGGAAACGGUAUAGCUAUCGGCAGUCUGGGACAAUAUCUGGAAGACUCGAGUGUUGAAAACAUUACCAUCGACGAGGUCAAGAUCAUCCGAUACAACGAGGACAUGCACAACUCUGCAUACAUAAAGACCUGGAUGGGAGGUCUCACGCCGCAGAGCUCGUACGAAAGCGCAGGGCUUCCGCGUGGGGGAGGCUGGGGAAGUAUAAAGAAUGUGGUUUUCUCCAACUUUGAGAUCAACGGGGCAAAUGCUGGACCAUCGAUCACCCAGGAUAAUGGAAACAAUGGGUCGUACAGUGGUACGAGUAAGAUGAGCAUUUCAGAUGUCUCUUUCGUCAACUUUACUGGGACCAUUCAAACCAGUUCAACUAAGAUUGCUUCGGUGUCGUGUUCGAACGUUCAUCCGUGCUACGAUAUUGACUUUGAGAAUGUUGUGCUUUAUCCAAUCAACUCAACGACGCCAGGAGUCGGGUCAUGCAAGUAUACGGCAGAGGGCGGAGUUGAAGGCCUUGAAGGCUGCUGA